Anopheles stephensi (Asian malaria mosquito) is the source of this 8716-nucleotide messenger RNA. RefSeq names its product E3 ubiquitin-protein ligase CBL (gene Cbl). The coding region runs from base 1908 to 5621 and encodes 1237 amino acids. Gene Ontology annotation, cellular component: membrane raft; plasma membrane. The record is from RefSeq and is a predicted model, not a curated record. Gene Ontology annotation, molecular function: ubiquitin protein ligase activity; calcium ion binding; phosphotyrosine residue binding. The transcript has 10 exons. Gene Ontology annotation, biological process: cell surface receptor signaling pathway; negative regulation of epidermal growth factor-activated receptor activity. NCBI's taxonomy places the organism in Eukaryota, Metazoa, Arthropoda, Insecta, Diptera, Culicidae.
CAUCCUCACAUUCAUUCGUAGGAAACCAUCAUCGCGUGCGGUUGUGAUCGUCGCGUUCCGAUUCCUGAAUGUUUGGUGAAAUGGUUUCAUAAAACAUUGUGAACCAUUAGAAGAAAAGAAAUCAACUGUUCAAUUCAUAGUCUAGCGGGUGUAAAAAGCGUUUAGUGCCGACAGCCACAGUGGAUAUAAGAGUGAGUGAAAAUAUGUGGUAAAUCUUCAAUACAUCAUCGACGCUCUCUGGUGCGUUGUGUGGACGUGUAUUCCGUGUAUCCGUGUGUGUGUGUGCGUUUGAGCUGGUGUUGUGAAUUUCCCAGGGACGGAAAAACGGCCCCAAAGUGUGUUUCCGUGCGUGUCACGAGUCUUCUUGUCAUCGCUUUACUGUUGUUUUUGUGAGAAGUAAUACCGAGAAAACAAAAUCCUCAUCUAAAGAAGAUAGGUAGCAGCCAUCACCGGUUAGAAAGACGAAUUGCAUAGGAACCGCAGCAUCACGAUGCAAUUUUAUCCCACCGUGUGGUGAAGAAGCCAUUUUCCACCCGUGUUCCGUACCGGAGGCGGGGAACGUGGAUUGACCAGACUUACCCAAACGUUGAUUUUCUUGCCGAGGGGCCACGGCGCGAGACAGAGCAAAAUAAUAGUAAGAACCGUCGAGGCAACGGAAUCAACGAGUGAACGGAAAGAAAGUCAAAGCCUACUACUCCAACCAACACUGGUUUUCUGCUGCUGGAUCCCCGGAAUCCCGGUGGAGGAGAAGAAGGCCCAACGGCACCGAGCAGAAGGAAGUGAACGGAAGGAAGAGAAAAGGAAACGAGAAGAAGAUCUCACUGGAGAAAAAAGGGCAGCGUAGGCCCCACCGAAGGAAGGAAGCGAAAGGAGAAGAAAAAAACGCCGAAAGAAAGGCCACAACACAACCAGCAAAACGACGUCCAAACGUCGUCGAGAUCAAAGAAAGCCAUCUCUCCUGCUGUCCCUACACAGUCUGGUUGGUUGUGUGCGCGAGUGUGUGUUUCUAUCCGCGUGUUUGUGUGUGUGUGUGUGUAUGUGUGCAUAAUAUGUGCUGUUGGCUGCUGUAAAGCCUGCUGUGGCCCGUUGAGUCGUUCAAAACCGGUGUCUUGCGCGAAAAGGGCACACUCGAAGCGAAAGCCACACAACCCAUAGGUGAAAGAAAACCGGCAGGUUAAAGAGGUUAAAAAAACGGCGCGGAAAAGUGUGAAGGGGAAUGGGAGUCGCCUAUAUGUGGUAGCGACGUGUGUGUGCCCUAAAAGUGUCGUCUGAUGUGGAAAAGUGUGGUGGUGGGAAAGGAAAGAAAAUUGUAUGAAACGCCCCCCGUAUGUGUGUGUGUGUGCAAAGUGUGAAAAUUGCAUUCUAUCCAAGUAAACCGGGGAAAAAGAGCUCGGUGCUGGAAAAGCUUUCUGGCAGUGCUUGUGUUGUGUGUGUGUGUGUAAAAUUGUGUUUGUGUGCGCGUGUAUGUGAAUCUCUGCCGCCAGUGAGUGAGAAUUUUCCACGCAAUGUGGCGAUCGUUUUAUUUUUAUUUCACUGCCCGACCGACCGUCGUACGGCAGACGGUGACCGUGAAGUAGUGGCGGUUUCAAUUGACGUGAAAGAAAAUCUCAGCAAAUCUAGCCACCUCUAACCCUCGCUCCGUCACGCAAAGCGGAUAACCGAUCGGAAGGGAGAAGGGAGGAGCGCGGCAGGAGAGGCUCACGAUCAAGCAAUCCUCUCGCCCUCUCAACGAUCCGCGAUCACCGGGCGAACGAUCGACGGCCUGUUUCGCGACUGUUGAUGGUGGUGGUGUCCCAGUGAGAAAACUACAGAUAUUCACCUCCAUCAGCUCCUUCACAUUACAAGGGAAACCCACCCACUCAGGCUCAGCAGUGGAUCGGUGGUGCUGUUGUGCUGCUGUCCGCAAGAUGGCGGCCACUAACCGGGCGCGGCCACAGCCCCGCGCCAACAUAUCCUUCUUCUCGAAGAUCCAGGGCAAGAUAAGCGAUGCGUGCGCCCAGCAGAAAUUUCUCACCGACAAGAAAACGCUCGAAAAGACGUGGAAGCUGAUGGACAAGGUGGUGAAGCUGUGCCAGCAGUCGAAGAUGAACCUCAAGAACAGCCCCCCGUUCAUACUGGACAUCCUGCCGGACACGUACCAGCGGUUGCAUCUGAUCUACUCCAAGUACGAGGAUCAGAUGCAUCUGCUUCACUCGAACGAGCACUACAACAUCUUCAUCAACAACCUGAUGCGCAAGUGCAAGCAGGCGAUCAAACUGUUCAAGGAGGGCAAGGAGAAGAUGUUCGACGAGAAUUCACACUACCGGCGGAACCUGACGAAGCUGAGUUUGGUGUUUUCGCACAUGCUGUCCGAGCUGAAGGCCAUCUUCCCGAACGGGUUGUUUGCGGGCGAUCAGUUCCGCAUCACGAAGGCGGAUGCGGCCGAGUUUUGGAAGACGCGUUUCGGCAACAGCACGCUCGUACCGUGGAAAUUGUUCCGGUUCGAGCUUUCCCUAGUGCAUCCGAUCUCCUCCGGACUGGAAGCGAUGGCGCUUAAAACCACCAUAGACUUAACGUGCAAUGAUUAUAUAUCAAAUUUUGAAUUUGAUGUGUUUACAAGGCUGUUUCAACCGUGGAAUACGUUGCUGAGAAAUUGGCAAAUCCUUGCUGUGACCCAUCCGGGCUACGUAGCUUUCCUAACCUACGACGAAGUCAAAGCACGCUUACAAAAGUAUAUCACUAAGGCUGGUAGUUAUGUUUUCAGAUUAUCCUGCACACGGUUAGGGCAGUGGGCGAUAGGGUACGUGACGCAAGAGGGGGAAAUCCUGCAGACGAUCCCACAAAAUAAGUCAUUAUGUCAAGCUUUACUAGAUGGCCAUAGGGAAGGGUUCUAUCUGUACCCCGAUGGUAAACCGAACAAUCCGGACCUUUCGUUUGCCGUGCAGAGUCCACUAGAAGACCAUAUCACCGUGACACAGGAACAGUAUGAACUGUACUGCGAAAUGGGAAGCACCUUCCAGCUGUGCAAAAUCUGUGCAGAAAACGAUAAGGACAUACGUAUCGAACCGUGCGGCCAUCUGCUAUGUACACCCUGCCUAACGGCCUGGCAGGUGGACUCCGAGGGUCAGGGUUGUCCGUUCUGUCGGGCGGAAAUCAAGGGCACGGAACAGAUCGUGGUCGAUGCGUUUGAUCCGAAGCGACAGCACAAUCGCAAUUCGGCGAACGGACGCCAGCAGCUACAGAACGACGAUCACGAUGACGAUACGGAGGACGAUUUCAAUAUUGCCACCUCAUCCCUGCACGCGCUGAGCAACAGCAUGACGCUGGCACGCAACAACAACGACAAGCAAAGCCCGCACUCAUCGCCCCGUCUGCCACGGCGCCAGAUACAGCAGUCACAACCACCGUCAUCGUGUCAACCAACCUCGCAGGCACCCUCGGCACCGGUGUUAUCCGGCAGUGAUAUCUACGCGGGCGGACCAUCGUCGAUGCUGCUCGUAGGGAUGUCGACCCAGUCACAGCAGCACGGCAAUAGUGGGAAUGCUGCCCCCACCGCCGGGACAGCUGUUGGUACCUGCAAUUCCUGUCCUGGGACACACGCAUCCACCAACUCGUCCUCAUCAUCAUCCUCCUCCUCCUCCUCGUCGGCAUCCUCCACGACCACCUCCUCGUCCUCUUCCUCCUCUUCCUCGUCGUCCUCUACAUCUUCAACUUCAUCCGCGUCAUCUACCACCUCCUCCUCGUCAUCCGCACCCGGCAGUGCACCAGCAAACAUCGGGACGGGGAUAUCAGCACCAACCGCAUCUACGCACCCUGCGCUAAGCUCCCCGGCAGCCAUAGCGGCGGCAGCUGCCGCCUCCGCACCACCACUAGCAGCGGCCACCGUAUCACACACCGUCAACGGCAACCUGGCAACGCACACCAACAUUUCGCUUAGUAGCUGCGGCACCACCAACAACCUGGUGAAGUGUAACAAAUCUUCCUCCUCUUCCCUUCUACCGCAGGGUGGCGGCGUUAGUGGAGGGGCCGCCUCCUGCACCGGCGCGUCUCACCAGCAGCAGCAGCAUCAACCGGCCAACCGGUUAAGCGCCCCGGUCAGCAGUGCGAUCGGGUCCGGUAGCUCACCGAGCAGCUAUCUCAUCCUGAAAGCACUCAACAAAACCCUCUCGAGCGAAACGACCUGCCAGAGUGGUUCGAUGGAGUCCAUCUACCAGCACGGGUAUCGACAGUGUGCAACGACACCGCCACCACUGCCACCGCGCAAGUCCUCGCCGGGAAUUCUGGCCGGUGGGAGUGGUGGCGGUGGUAGUGGAGCGGCUGAAGUUCGGCUACAGAAAUCGGCCGUCUGUAGUAAUCGUGGGAGUGGUCCAUCUUCGCAACACCUGCAACCAAACGCGGUGCGAACCUCGGGCCAGAUAAAUGGAGCUUCGAGUAUGGGCAAUCUGGCUAAUCAUACGGCGGGUGGGCUGCAUCUUAGCCGCAGCUCGGAGAACCUUCCCUCGUUGGCAACCUGUCAGCAACCUCCUCCACCACCCGUUCCCAAACAUCAGAACAUCGUUGUGACGGCCCAAGAGCAACACCAUACGGCGACGUGUCCCUGCUCUAGCUCUCAGCAACAACAACCUCCCGAUCCAUUCGCGGCUGGUGAUGGUAGCUCGGACAAAGUGAUCGUUGGCCCGGCGGAAACGAUCGUCGGCAUCAUUGACACGCGGCCACCCGAGGCACGUCAUCCGAUCAUACUGAAAGUGGACGAAAAGUCGGACCAAAGUCUCAUCCUAACGGCCGCCCUCACGCCCAACAACGUGUACCAGUUCAAGCCAACGAGUGCCUCGGUUAGCACCAGCAACCUGAACGGUCUCGUCACGGUACAAACGGCUGUCAGUGAGCAGGUGACGCACAGUAGCGGAGAAUCGACGACCACCGUCAGCACCACGUCGGUCCAGUACAAACCAGCCCCGGCACAACCUCAGCCGACACCUCAGCGGCAACCUCAACCCCAACCGCGAACACAGUUCACGCAACCCCAGUCUUCGGUCCCCGCUACCGGUGCCUCACCUUCAUCCGCUGUCUCCAACAACCAUCAGCGGCAUCAAUCGCUACCGGCCAACAGUGCCGCUGUUGGGGCGAAGAUUCUACCGCAUCCACCAUCGAAAUCGAUCACCUCCUCACAGUUGGCUGCGGCGGCGGCUGGUGGUCGAUCGGGAUCCUCGAGCAGUACCUCCGGUUCCGGUCAUCCGCUAGUGUACGAAAACGUGAACCUAGCCUCGAGCGGACCACUGAAGGAGUGUUCCACGAGUAGUAGCAGUAGUAGUAGCAACCACCACCGGCACGGGAUGGCAGUCGGUAGUGGUGGUGGUAGUGGGGCGGCGGCCACUAGCAACAGCAGUACGAACAGUAGUAGUAGCAACAAUAAUCAUCUUGCAAAUUUUAGUGGCGGAGGACCUUCCCUCAGCUCGGCACUCAACAACAACAACAAUCCGAAUGUGCCAUACGAGAACAUUAAUCUGGAGUAUAUUGCGCGGCUAAUGCAGGAGGGCUACUCGAAGGAGAACGUCAUUACAGCGCUGGGCAUCUCGCGGAACAACAUCGAGAUGGCGUGCGAUAUACUGCACGAGUUUGUCAGCAAGAGUGGAGGAGGUUGAACUCGGGAAUGGAGGAGCAGGAGCCAAAACUAGUUAGGAGAUAGGCUUUUUUCUUUUGUAGAAUGAGGAACAGGAAGGAUGACGGAUUUUAACAGACAGACCCCUGAUUCCCGGUGUACAUAUAGUAGAGCUAGUAGCAGUCAUAAUAAUUGUAGUAGUAGUAAUAUUUAAGUCAAUGCGAGUGUGGCGUGUGCACGUGUUUGGUAUAGGAUUUCAAUUGUUUUUUUGUUAGUGUGCCGCGAGUGUGUAUGUGUGUGUAUGUAGGUAGGGUAGGAUCGCGUUGAAAAGGGAGUGUAUUAUCCUUUCAUCAAAUGGAAGCUUUAUUUUAGUUCCUUAUCGUGUCCCGCGUGUGGCACGCUUACGUUUGUAGAAACCUAGAUAGGUCACGAGGUAUUUUUCGUUCUGCGAAUACGGAUAACAUUAGCUCUCUACAUUGCUGUUCUUUCGUUUUUAACCCGUUCAUCUCCUGACGCUGAACAGCUGGAGAUCUGAAUAUAGACAGCAAAAAACGGGAAGCGAAAAGCGAACAAUCAGCAGCAAACAUUCCUACGAUACGAAAAGGCGAUUAUUUGUACUAAAAAUACUAAUGCGCACAAACGCGAAUACUAAAAAAAGAAUGGUGACUCGAAGCAGAGUAACGGAGAGAUCCUUGCAAAGUUCCCGCAAAUGGAACAGUCUGGCAAAAGCGUUUCUCAAACUAGGGGUCCGAAACGCUGCGAACAGGUCUUCUGGCUGUGUUUUAUCAGUUUUAUCGGCAUGGAGGGCAGUGUAAAUAAUGCUAUGCUUUAGUUAGAUGAGAAAAGAAAUGGCUAACGAAUGAAAGGUGUAAAGUAGGUGGCUCUCGUCUAGCAGGCCCAAAGGAGAUUGCUCGUCGACCAGAUAAGGUUUAUUGCUAGUCAAUCGUGCGAGUCGUCACGGACGGAUAGACGAAGUUAAAACUCGUUAAGAACAUUUUAUAUGACAGAGCUAAAAUACACCUCCGAGACAUGGGCUCUGUCCAAGGCUGACGAAUUCCUCUUUGCUGUGUUCGCGGGGAAGAUAUUCAGACAAGCUUCAGACAAGGGCCCGUCAUGAUGGCCGGGAUAUUGGACGAGAUCGAGGGACGGCACUAGAUCGAGAGCAGUAGAACGAAGACUUCUGAAAGUCAGCUAUGGAACAGCAAAAGAAUCUAGAGUAUGUAUAUGAGACCGGUUCGGAGAUCUACGGAGAUCUGCAGCAGACAAGCUUUCCUUUGCGUUGAUAUUACACAAGCUUUAUACUUUGGUCCGUUUUUUAUAAAGAUCCAUCUCGCAGACAUUAAUACGUAAACUUUACUUUCUAACCGAAGAGCCAAAGCCAACAAACAAAGCGGAGAUUUGAUGAGUGCAAGCAUGGAGGAGAUUUGAAAACAUAGCUUUGCAUUUAACGGUGUAAUUUGAAUGAGAACGAAUGAAUUGAACGAUUUUACCUUUUUAAAAAAAUCUCCGUAAUCUGUAAUACUUACUAAAAGAAAAAAAAUACACACAAACACACUUCACAAACAAACACUAAAAUCCCCCUACUCUUGACUGGGACUGGGAAGCUUUAAGCAAUAGCAAUUUAAAAUGGUAGCUUUGCCGAACGAUCGUAAGAUGUCGCCACGUGUCUAAGUAUCUCUUCUUCUACCCCGCUAAGCUAAUUUCUCAGCCCCCAAAACACCUAUAAAUAUAUAUACCUUGUAAUACUCAUAAUACCCGCCCCAUUGCGAUUAGCGAUUUUUAGCACAAUGAAAAUAAGCAGUAAUGUGUAGUAGUAGUAGUAGUAGUAGCAGUAUCUCACCUGUGUACAUAAUAGUAGCCCAAAACUUAUAGAACAAAGAGGGAGAAAAAACACAUUGUGAAGAAAAUAUGUAACACGGUGGUGUACACAUAAGAAACCCAAAAGGCAAUGGAUCGAAUGUGAUCGUGGGAAAUGUGGGGGGGGGGGGGGAAGCAAGAAGUGAAAGAAGCAGAAGCAGAAGCAAAAACAUUUGAAACCAAAUGCAAUCAUACAAAGUGAAACAAAAUCGAACGAACGAACGUGUUUGUGUAGUUUUGAUGAAUUGAUAAAGUGGUUAAAAGAUAAGCAAACAAAAUACGAAUAGUAAUAAAAUAGAAGAAGAGCGUUAGAAGAAGGAAAAACACAGCAAAGGGGAAAGAAAAUCGAAAACAAAUCGCAAAAAUCAUUUCAAAGCAAGGCGAUCAUUACACGCGAGAAGAGAAACACGAACCAGCAAAAAAACAAAGCAACUACUACUAGACAGACAUAGGAACGGAUAACAUGCAUACAUAUAUAUAUUUUUUAUACGAUUUCUUCAAUUUAAGGAAAGCAAACAACUAAUGCAAAUUAAACAAAAAAAAACGAAACAAAAACAAAUUACAAAAAAGCAACAAACCAAACACCCAGCAGUAAAUACGAAAGGCAUACAGACAAUUUAACGAAGCAAACGGUUACAAUGAACGCGUCUCAUCGUUGUCCCAUCGUUUUUGAUCCUGUCCGGGGUUUUAUGCUGCUGUGAAAGUGUGCGUGUGUGUGCGAGUGUGUGUGCGCGCGAAUGUGUAUGUGUGUUAGUAUUGAAUGGGCAGAUAAGGAUCAGCCUGCUCGCCGCGGUCCUCGAUAAGCAGCACAAUGUUACGGAUAAUAGUUUGCACUACAUACCUUGUACCGGGUUCACGUUGGAACACAUCCAGAACCAUAAUGUGGAGGAACUCGCUCGCAAUGCACACAACUCUUCACACAACAGCACACUGAAAGGAAUUUAAGAUUUUUGCCAAAAGAAUCACUACCAGCUCAGCAGCAAACAGAUGGGGGGGCGCAGGUAAGGUGUCCUUCUUCACCGAAGGAAUGAGUUUGCUGGCAGGGAUGGUUCCAUCAACACUGUGAAUACCGAAGCUAGACAGCAAAGGGAUAGAGAGCGAGAGAGAUCAGAUAGAUCGUUGUGUGGUAAGCGGGAGAACCUAUGCAAUGCAAUGCGCCAUUUUACAUUACUGCUACACUGCACACGGUGGGUUGCUGCGAUAUGGCGCGCACUGGAGUGGAACAAACUGGAACAAAUAUAUUGUAUAUGUAUCUCAAACCAGAGCAUAUAAGAAACUUAA